Lacerta agilis (Sand lizard) is the source of this 2059-nucleotide messenger RNA. It is a transcript of the gene FETUB, whose product is annotated as fetuin B. Gene Ontology annotation, molecular function: cysteine-type endopeptidase inhibitor activity; metalloendopeptidase inhibitor activity. Lineage: Eukaryota; Metazoa; Chordata; Lepidosauria; Squamata; Lacertidae. The coding region runs from base 60 to 1493 and encodes 477 amino acids. The transcript is spliced from 7 exons. Gene Ontology annotation, biological process: binding of sperm to zona pellucida; negative regulation of endopeptidase activity. Gene Ontology annotation, cellular component: extracellular region. The record is from RefSeq and is a predicted model, not a curated record.
CCUGCUCUUCCAGAGGGCCUGCAGACUCUCCCCACCCCUGGUACCCAGGCCUUUCCAACAUGGCCCUUUUAAUUUCCUUCCUGGUCGGGAUACAGGUAUUGUGUUCCUUAGCCGGUCUUCCACCUCGUCCAGGACAGCUACCAAGACCACCACUGACAGGACUGCUUUCCCCAGGGUGCAAUAAUUCUGUAGUCAAAGCAGCUGCAGAUCAGGCCCUAGACUGGAUCAAUUCCCAUGAAAAAAAGGGGUACGUGCUUGGUCUUCAGCGAAUCUUUGAUGCCCGGCAACUUCCACAGGCGCCUAAAGUCUCCAUGUAUUUUCUCACCUUGGAUGUGCUGGAAACGGUGUGCCACGUUCUCAGCAGGAAACAGUGGAAGGAUUGCAAUUUCAGAAGCGCCCAUGAGACAGUCUACGGGCAGUGCAAAGUAACAGUUUACGCUGAUAACCAUGGGAACGUUACUCAUCUGUGUUACUACGACUGCGUUUUACGCCCACUUUCAUCAAGGGCUAUCGCCAAAGUUUGUCCUGACUGCCCAGUUCCCGGAGACCCAACUGAAGCUAGGUUCCAGGAGGCGGCAGCAGAGACCCUUGCCAAGUUCAACUUAGAAAGCAACCAUGCUCAUUAUUUCGCUCUCCUCAACGUCACCAAGGCACGGUCACAGUGGGUUAUUGGCCCUUCAAACUCAGUGGAAUAUACGAUCCAGGAGACAUCUUGCACCAAAGGCAAGGGUGUCCCCGACAUCUCCAAUUGCGAACUCCUCCCACGUGAAACAGCAGAGACAGGCCUGUGCAGCGGUUCCGUGGUAAACAGCCAGGUAGAUCAUCAGAAGUUUGUCAGAGCGCAGUGUGAACUCUACCCCCCACAGCCACUUGACACAGAUGAUCAGACUCCACAACCUGGACCCAAACCUGGGCACGAAGGACACCGCAAAGAUCACAAAAGCAGUGAAGAACACCAUCACCAGAAAGGGCAUGGACACGACCACGAUCGUGGUCACGAUCGUGGUCACGAUCGUGGUCAUGGUAAUGGUCACGAUCGUGGUCAUGGUAAUGGUCACGAUCGUGGUCAUGGUAAUGGUCACGAUCGUGGUCAUGGUAAUGGUCAUGGCCGCCGCCACCACAAGCAUCAUGGGGACCACUCUCCUGAGCACCAGAGUCCACCAGACCUGCCAGAAACAGUGGGCCGUGUGGUUGUUCUCCCUCCUUCAAACGAACAUGUAUCUCUCCAUUCCCUGCCAGAAAUUCAACCUGAACAAUUAGAUGGGGAACCCAUUCCCCCUGGGGCAGAGAGCCCAGCAGGAAUCCCUCAAGUCAACCGUCCUGAUAUACAUGGUGCUCCUGACAAACCACUGGCUAAGCCAAACAUCUUUGCAUUCCCUGUUGGGUUUUCAAACUCCGCUACAUGUCCAGGAGACAGCGCAACAAUUAUCCCUGGCGUCGAGCUGCCCCAGAGGCCUCUGAUAAAAUUGCCCCCAGAGCCCAAGAAGGCCUAAAGUUUGGGUACUGUAGAAUCCCAAAAAGCUAUUCAACAGGCGGUACUGCAUCCUCACAGCAUGAGAGGAGCGGUUUAGGAGGAGGAAGGGAAGGGGGGAGGAAAAAAAGAUGGUCAUUAUGAUCUCUCACCACAAAAGGUAAUUUAAAAAAAAUCAGCUGGUUGUGCAGUGAAUUGACACAAAGGGCACCAGAGGAAUCUUUGUGGUACAAAUGUUAGUGAUUUGCACGAGUGCUUCGCCAAAUAAGCCCCCUCUUGUAUGCUGUUUGGACCAAAGUCCAUGGAGGGGAGGAAUGGCUUACAGUGAAUAGGGAGCCCAUCUUGGGCCUUAUAGCAUCCCAAAAGCAACACCUGAAAAGCCCCAAACGUUCACAGCUCAGCUGUGCCUUCUUCAGUCCCUGCCGGGGUGGGAGAAUCUAAACAACAUGGUGGCCAGAGAUCUCUUGUCUUUCCUUUCUUUUCUCCACCCAUCUCUGACCUCCUUGUCCUUGUGAAUGUGAGAAGAGCGACAUUUUCUCUGCUGCAAGGAAGCUUAACAAUACUCAAUAAAAGAGCGAUGCGACAUUA